AUGGCGAUGGGCAGGGGCACGGCGGGCCUGGUGUCGGGCGCUGGUGUGCGCGUCGCUCGCGAGGCAGCCGUCAUCGGCAAGGCGCCGCUGGUUGACAGUGCAGGAGGCCAGCAGCUUCGAUCUGGCCUCGUCAUGUUCGGCUGCAAUGGCAACACUUGGAGCAGGAGCAUUGAGGCCAUUGAGGCCUUCUUCAAGGCGUGCGACUACUGGCCCGACGUAGUGGCGCUGCAGGAGACGAGGCUCCCGCAUGAGCGCCUGCCCAGUGCGGCGGCUCAGGCCCGAGGCCUGGGUUACGCGGCCUUUCUCCACGAGGCAGCGCUGACGGAGAAGCAGGGGCCCCAGGCGACCUCAGGCGGCGUGGCGAUUCUGGUGCGAGACGGCUUGCAGGCCGACGAGUCUGCGUGCCCGCUGCCCUCGGCCUUGCGGCACCGCCUCAUCGGAGUGGAGGUCGCCGCCGCCUCUGGCCUGCGGUUCCUGGUGCUCGCUGGGUAUUUUCAGCACUCUGUGGGCCCUCGAGGCACCAACCUGGACAUGUUUUCGGCCAUCUCGGAGGGCUUCGGUCUACGCCCUCAUCGCCCAGUCCUGCUUCGCCUCCAGGAUGUUCGGGCAGAUGCGUUGGUGGAGGUUCCGUCCAGGCCAGCACGCUUCCCCGAAGUUGCCCCUGAGCUCCUUCGGGCGCACGAGGACGCCGAGAUUGUGUGCUACACGGUUGGCAAGAAGGGACAGGUCGCGCCCAGGGGCGUCUCGUGGUCCUGGGACGCAGGCACUCCACCGACCAGCCUCUCCGCCGCCUUCAGCGAGUGGGCGGCAGCUGCCGAAGGCACCCUGGUCGGCAUCCACGGCAUCGGCCAGGCAGACUUGGCCCGUCAUCUCGGCAGAGGAGAGGGGCCUAGGCUGUCCCUCAAGCCUCUCAGUGCCCUGGUCAGGCGGGGUGCCAGGUUCAGGUUCAGCCUCCUCACGCACCGCUUGAGGAGCUGCCUGGACGUGGCCCUCCAGCGGGUGCGCGCGGAGAGGACUGGCCGCUGGCACCCUCGGCAUGCAGACUGGUACGGGCACCAGGCCGAGCUCAGGGCGCAGCUCUUGCUAGAGGCGGUGCAGGAGGCUGCCGACUCGGUCGGUGGGGCUCUCCCUGGCGCAGCUCCUGAUCGACUAGGCGACCUGGUGUUUCAAGCGGGCGUCCACGGCAGCCCUGAUGCUGUUCGGGAUCUUCAAGGGCUGCUCAGUGUAUCCCAGCGCCGCGACGCGGCUCAGAGCGCCCAGGCCUGGCGCAACUGGGCACAGACAGCGGUCGAGAAGGGCGGUCGUCUGGCCCACCGCUUCUCGAAGGCGACGGCCCCGCCGACGGUCAGGGACGCUGGCUCGGGCAGGAGGCUGGUUGGGAUGGCAGCGAUUGGAGAGCUCACGAGUGUCUGGCAGAAGCUGUGGCUCCAGGAAGGGUUUGCCCUUGGCGCAGGGGCCAGCAGCUGGGACGUUGGCGAGUGGCGGCUGCCACCCAUCUCGCUGGAGCAGCUCCAGGCAGCCUGCAAGCGCUACAGCCCCUCGGUGGGUCUCGGGUGCGACUCCCUGCACCCUCGGCAGAUCCUCCUGCUGCCCGUGGCGCUGCAGCAGCGCAUCCUGGACAUCCUAUCGGCCUACGACGACGCCCCUGCAUCGAUCAACGGGCAGGUCUCCCUGAUGGCCCCUAGGAUGAUCCUUGCGGCGGGCAUGGCUUCCCCCGCCUUCGGCACUACUGGUACGGUGUUGGCUGGGUGUGCGUGUGCGACAGCAGUUGCGAAGCUCCCAGUCCUGGGCGCCCUCCUGGCCGCGGGGGCGACGUGCCCCUUGGUCACGCCGAGGAAUGUGGUCGACGACAUCUCGCUCCAGGCGGUCGGCACGGCCCGACUCGUGAAGCAGCAGAUGUUGGCCUCCAGCUGUGCAGUGGUCCGCCAGCUGCGUGAGCAGCACCUCCCACUCAACGAGAGUAAGUCGGUCUUCCUGGCCUCGUCGCCGCAGCUCGCCAAGGAGCUCUCCGAGGAGUGGGCUGCGCAGGGCUUGGCCUUCAAGAGGGGACUACAGGCGAGGAACCUCGGCACCGACGCCAACAUCACUCGUCGUGGAGUGCAUGAAGGUGCUGUGCGCGCGGUCGGCGGCCUUCGGCGAGGACGCAGGCUAGGGGUGCUUCGCUCAGCUGGUGCGGCGACCGAGAUGGUCCACCGUGCUGGGCCCACCGCGGCGAUGCUGUGGGGGCGUACUGUGACGGGUGUACCUGAUAGGGAGCUUCAUUCGUGGCGCUUGGCGGCUGUGCGCUCGGCUGGGAAGUUCCCUAAGGGCGCCUCACUCGGGCUGAGACUCAGAGCGGUGGAGGUCAUGCGGUCCAUCGACCUCGACCCGAGCCCCGCGCUGCUUCGCGCCGCAGUGCAGAUGGCGGCCAGCCUCCUUCAGUCGGGGGAGGUCCCGCAGCGCAUGUUCGAGACGGCCUUGCAGGAGGCGGAGCGGAGGCACGCGGGAGCAGCAGCCCCUUGGGCGCACUGCCGUACGCCUGUGGACGCCUUGGCCCUCUCGCUCACCAGGGUGGGCUGGAGGCUCGUCCAAGGCACCCGCCUCGCCACCGACGACGGCCACAUCCUGGACCUGCGCAUGAUGGGGCCGCGCGAGCUGGGCCUGCUGGCAGCGGCAGGGGCGCGGCGUGCUUCGGACAGGUCAGAGCUGGCCCGCCUCGGCCACGGUGCGCUCCCCCCGUCGCCCCUGUUCUGGGAGGCCUUCUCGGAGGUCCUUGGGCCUGGCAGCAAGCUCAGCCCCAGGGAGAAGGCGGCGGUGGUGAGUUUCCUGUCCAACGCCCACUGGCCCCAGACCCGUCUGCACUCGGCGGGGGAGAGGGAGCACGCUCGCUGCUGCGCUUGCGAUGCCUCCCGCGGCAGCCUCUGGCACAGGCUGUUCGAGUGUCCAGUCCUCGCGGGGCCGAGGCGCGACUCUACCUCCGACCGCCUACGGGGCUGCGCACACCGUGCACGUGGCCGCGGUGAAGAGGCGGGGGAAUGCUUCGCGCGCUGCUGGCUUCCGCAGCCCCCGAGGGCCGCCCCGAGGUCGGAUGCCAUGGCGGUCAUGUGGUGCAAUCGCCCCGCUGACGGUCUCCUCGGGGGGCGCCUCUACCUGGAUGGGUCGGCGCUCGACCCCGAGCACGAGAGCCUACGGCGUGCGGGUUGGAGCAUCGUGCAGUGCGACUCCGACGGCAACAUGGAGUGCGCGGUGUACGGCAGCGUGCGCCAAGACCUCUGCCCUUUCCAGACGGCGAAGGACGGCGAGGAUUUCGCGGUCUGGAUGCUUUCUCGCUUCCUGGGCCCGAGUGUGGACGAGAUCCUCAUCGAUUGUGCGUCUACGGUCAGCUGCCUCACGUUGGGCAAGAGGUACGCGACGGCAGCCAACAAGCCCAAUGCCCAUCUCUGGGAGGGGAUCUACGCUUCGCUGGACGUGGACAUGCUCAAGGUUACCAAAGUGGCGGCCCACUGCGCCGCCAGAGACGUGAUGGAUGGCAAGAUCACGGAGUCGGACCUUCGCGGCAACGGUCAUGCAGACCGCUGGGCCAAGGCAGGUGCGGAGCUGCACCGCGCCAGCCCUGUGGCCAGGCGCGAGUUCUUCGGCGCGAUGGAGGUGGUGAGGGAGCUCUCAUGCUGGGUGGCGCAAGCCUCCCUCAUCUGGCAGGGGAUCGAGGUCAAGGACUGCGAGGGCCUACCCGAGGGCAGCGAGCGGACGGCUGUCUCCUUCGCCGUGCCUGUGGUGGAGCCCGCCAGCAGCCGCCCGUCCGACUCGGGUUCGGGCGACGGGUGGGCGUCGGCGGCGCGCGCUGGUGGCGUAUCCCUCGGUGCGACGGCCUUCGUCGUCGCUGGCCACGUCCUGGCCUUUGCCAGGUGCGGGGAGGGCGCCGCCGAGCAGGAGCUGAUGGCGUGCACCCACUGCGGGGCGUACGCGCGGCUGGGCGGACGCUCAGGCGCGGCGCCCAAGCUCAAGGAGCAAUGCCCAGGGUCUUCUGGGCUUCCCAAGGGCAGGCGAGACCAGAAGGCGCGCUGGCUGCAGGGGCGGCAUCCUGCUGGCACGCCCCACAGCGGCAGCAAGCGGGUCGGCGCGACAGUGCCCAGCCUGCGCAAGGAGGACGUGGUGCCGAUGGACGCCAGGGUGCGCUUCCUGCAGUGGCUGGGGGUCCGCCCCGAGGAUGCCCCUGGCGGCGAGGCCGCCGGCGCCAGCAGCGGGCCCCCCAGCGGCGCGGCGGCCGCUGGCCGAGGAGGCGGCAGAGCCGUUGGCGCCUGGCCCCGCGGGGGCCUCGAGGGAGGCAUGGCUGAGCGCCUACGGACUUGACGAGGCGAGCCUCCUCGAGUGGUCAGCCGCGGCUGAGACGGCGCGCGAGGACAGGCGCAAGAGGCGCCGCCGUGCUGAUGAUGACGAGGGGGAGUGAUGCAGCAUCAUCUUCUUCUUCCUGUUGUGUCCGCCCCCCUCGUCUUCUUCUUACUGUGAGUGCGUGAGGCAGCAACUUCUGCCCCGCGCCUCUUUUGCAGCGAGGAGGGCUUGUUGGGCGUGCUUGCGCGCCUCGGCCCCUGCUGCCUUCUUGAUUUCUUUGAAAUCGUGCGCUUCGCGCGUCUGGCGCUUCGCGCCCUCCCCUGCGGUGGCUCCUUAGGGGCCCCUAGGUUUGGCCCUUGAGGCCCUGGGGCCAACGGGCUCCGCGGGCCUCGGGCUCCUUUUAGCCUUCACAGGCCCCGCAGCUCACAGCUCACACAGGAGUACGGCAGACCCCACAUGAGCACGGAGCGCGCCUUCAUUUUUUUCCAGUGCGCAAUGCCGUGGGUGCUCUUGAUAGCCCUCGACGAUUAAAGUCGCUCUCUCACGUGCUCUAUGUUGUUGGCACAUGUUGUAUUGGGCUCAAUGUGGUUGCAAAGCUGCGGCAGGGUGUGCGCGGUGGAGGUGCUUCUAUUAGCCCUGUGAGAUCCAACUUUCUAGUAGGUGAUCUCGGGGCGAUUCUUACCGAUGUUUAUUUUCGGCAUGC
Prorocentrum cordatum is the source of this 5011-nucleotide messenger RNA. Lineage: Eukaryota; Dinophyceae; Prorocentrales; Prorocentraceae. The record is from the annotation of a GenBank genome assembly.